This is a messenger RNA of Cimex lectularius (bed bug), 4496 nucleotides long. RefSeq names its product regulator of nonsense transcripts 1-like. The record is from RefSeq and is a predicted model, not a curated record. Gene Ontology annotation, molecular function: RNA helicase activity; zinc ion binding; ATP binding. Gene Ontology annotation, biological process: nuclear-transcribed mRNA catabolic process, nonsense-mediated decay. Gene Ontology annotation, cellular component: cytoplasm. Lineage: Eukaryota; Metazoa; Arthropoda; Insecta; Hemiptera; Cimicidae.
CGCGUGCUGCUCCCUGCCUCAGUUGCAGAAAAUAACGCUCUACAGAAGCCAGUCUUCGAGGGCGGUUAUGUGUGAAUCCAGGUCAAAGAUUAUGUCAGCACUUGCAUCCGCCGACGACGUUUUUGAUUUUAGCUCUCGUUAGGAAGGUUCCGAAAAAUAUGGCCGCCUUUCUUUAUUAAAAAAAAAGCAUGUAAUUCGUUAAAUUCCAAACUAAAAUAGUGACAAUAAAAUAGUUAUCGAUCAAUUAUUAGAUAUCGGGUAAAACAAGCGCGAGGGGUCGUUGAUUUAGAUUAAGAUGAGUGUGGACGCUUACGGGCCGAGUUCGCAGACGUUGACUUUUCUGGACACAGAGGAAAACGACAUAAUCGGAGCCGACACUCAAGGGUCACAGUAUGAUUUCACGGAUUUUACACUACCCUCACAAAGCCAGACUCAGCCGUCGCAGUUGGACGUCGGAGCCGGUCAAAUCCAGGUCAAUGGGAAACUCAACAUAGACAUUGAUGGUGUGGUAUCUGCCACAGCACAGAAGCUAGGAGAACUUCAGUUUGAGGAGGAGGAGGAAGAUGCCUUUUACAAUAAAGAAUUGCCUCUUUACGCUUGUAAAUACUGCGGAAUCCAUGAUCCUAGUUGUGUUGUUAUGUGUAAUGUCUGUAAAAAAUGGUUUUGUAAUGGUCGUGGGAAUACAUCAGGAUCCCACAUAAUCAACCAUCUUGUUAGGGCAAAGCAUAAGGAAGUAACUCUUCACAAGGAUGGACCACUAGGUGAAACUAUAUUAGAAUGCUAUUCUUGUGGUGUAAGGAAUGUUUUUGUGUUGGGAUUUAUUCCGGCAAAGGCAGAUUCGGUUGUGGUGCUCUUAUGCCGCCAACCUUGUGCAGCGCAAAACUCCUUGAAAGAUAUGAACUGGGAUCAAGAGCAGUGGAAACCGUUAAUUUCUGACAGGUGCUUUUUAUCAUGGCUCGUUAAAGUUCCUGCAGAGCAGGAUCAAUUACGAGCGAGACAGGUCAAUGGAACUCAGAUAGCCAAAAUGGAAGAACUUUGGAGAGACAACGCAGAUGCAACAUUUUCAGACCUUGAAAAGCCAGGUGUUGAUGAAGAACCUCAGCAAGUCCUUUUAAGGUAUGAAGAUGGUUAUCAAUAUCAAACAAAUGGUUAGAACAUUUUUGGCCCUCUUGUCAAACUGGAAGCUGAUUACGACAAAAGAUUGAAAGAAUCCCAGACUCAAGAGAAUGUUGAAGUCAGAUGGGAUGUGGGGCUUAACAAGAAGAUCAUUGCAUAUUUUACCCUAGCAAAAUCUGAUGGAGAUAUGAAAUUAAUGCACGGAGACGAAUUGAGAUUGCGUUAUUUGGGUGAAAUGCACAAAGCUUGGUCUGGAGUCGGCCAUGUCAUAAAGAUUCCAGACAAUUAUGGGGAAGAAGUGGGAAUUGAAUUGAAAUCGACUGUAGGAGCUCCGACCGAUUGCACAUCAAAUUUUGUUGUCGACUUCAUAUGGAAAAGCACAAGCUUUGAUAGAAUGCAGUUCGCUCUGAGGAAAUUUGCUGUAGACGAUGUCUCAGUCUCUGCUUACAUUUACCAUCGGUUGCUGGGCCAUGAUGUUGAAGAUAUGCUUUUUAGAGUGCAUUUACCAAAACAUUUCUCAGCCCCUAAUCUUCCCGAUCUUAAUCGAUCACAAGUUUAUGCAGUUAAGCAUACGCUUCAAAGGCCGCUUUCCUUGAUCCAAGGUCCUCCAGGUACAGGAAAGACAGUAACCUCUGCCACCAUAGUGUUUCAGCUUGUUAAACAAAACGGCGGCCCUGUGCUAGUAUGUGCUCCAUCAAAUAUUGCUGUCGACCAAUUAACUGAAAAAAUCCAUAGAACGGGAUUGAAGGUUGUCAGAGUUUGUGCAAAGUCUCGGGAGGCGAUAGAUUCACCGGUGUCUUUUCUAGCCCUUCAUAAUCAAAUUCGUAAAAUGGACUGCAAUACAGAACUUCAGAAGCUGCAGCAGCUGAAGGAUGAGACUGGAGAAUUAUCUUCUGUUGAUGAAAAGAGAUAUCGAAUGUUGAAAAAAUCUUCUGAAAAAGAGCUCCUCGAUGCUGCUGAUGUCAUUUGUUGUACUUGUGUCGGAGCAGGGGAUCCAAGGUUAAUAAGGCUCAAGUUUCAUUCAAUCCUUAUUGAUGAGAGUAUGCAAGCGACAGAACCAGAAUGUAUGGUACCAGUUAUUCUUGGGGCUAAACAGUUAAUUUUAGUCGGAGAUCACUGCCAAUUAGGGCCUGUAGUCAUGUGCAAAAAAGCUUCACGUGCUGGGUUGUCUCAGUCAUUAUUUGAGAGGCUAGUUGUUCUUGGUAUACGACCUUUUAGGUUAGAAGUACAAUACCGUAUGCACCCUGAGCUCUCAAGGUUUCCUUCUAAUUUCUUUUAUGAGGGAUCUCUACAGAAUGGUGUCAGUGCAGAUGAAAGAAAACUGUCAAAAGUUGAAUUUCCUUGGCCUGUACCUGACAAACCCAUGCUGUUUUAUGUGACACAAGGUCAGGAGGAAAUCGCCGGAUCUGGAACCUCAUAUUUAAACAGGACUGAAGCUUCGAAUGUCGAGAAAAUGACGACUAGGUUUCUUAGAGCUGGAGUCAAGCCAGAGCAGAUAGGAGUUAUAACACCUUACGAAGGCCAAAGAGCUUAUCUUGUGCAAUACAUGCAGUAUCAAGGAGCACUUCACUCAAAACUUUACCAAGAAAUUGAAGUUGCCAGUGUUGAUGCUUUUCAGGGUAGAGAAAAAGAUUUAAUAAUUAUGUCUUGUGUGAGAUCGAAUGAACAUCAAGGUAUCGGCUUUCUAAAUGACCCUAGGAGAUUAAAUGUAGCUCUAACAAGAGCUAAAUAUGGCAUUAUUAUUGUUGGAAAUCCAAAAGUACUUUCCAAGCAACCUUUAUGGAAUCACUUAUUGAAUUUUUACAAAGAGCAGAAAGUGCUUGUAGAAGGUCCUCUAAAUAAUUUGAAGGAAUCACAAAUUCAGUUUUCAAAGCCAAAGCAAAUAGUCAACACUGCCAAUCCUGGAACGCAUUUUAUGUCGACUACAGUUUAUGAUGCCCGUGAAGCAAUGGUGCCCGGUAGUAUCUAUGACAGAAGUAGUGGUUCAAAUAAUCCUUCACAUUAUUAUCCUAGGCCACCAGCCGGUAGUGGGAUGGACUUGUUCUCUAGACCUCAUGACCCUAUUAGUUAUAUAUCUGCAGACCGAGCUCAAGCAGCAAUAUCUAACAUGCCUGUUCCACUGGGAAUGUUUAUGAACAUGACUCAUGUCCCUCCACGUUUCUACAAUCAGCACCAACAAGCACUCCAAGCAAGGCAAAAUCAAAGAGGCGGAAGGUUAGGAAGUGGACGUGUUCGUAACAAGGGAAUUAACGUUAAGAAUAAAUUAGCUGCUCUUAGCCAAAGCAAUAGUCAGGAUAUUACUCAGCCUUACAGCCAAGGAAUUACUCAGGCCAUGUCUCAGGGUAUGUCUCAACCUGGACUUAGUUUAUCUCAAGCUGGCUUAUCCCAAGCGGAACUUUCUCAAGAGUCGUAUUUGGUGGGUGAGUUUCCAUCUCAAGUAGAUGGUCUUCUUUCUCAAGAUUCGACAUACCAAGGCGAGAGGUCGUCUUUCUACACUCCACCAAAUCCUCAUUUUUCGCAGCCUUAUUGAGAAACCUCAUGAGUAUGGGAUGUACACAAAAACAGCAAGAAAGCAACAUGGCUGCUGUUGAAACAUUGGGCACUGAGCCCUGAGCAACAAGGCGCUAAGCGUUCUACGAGGAGGAGAUAUAAAAUCAUAAAUACUGGAAAGAAAAUCUGUCCAAACGGUCACUUCUAGAAAGCACUGGGAAGUGCAGAUAAACCACCUCAUUUUACAAACACUGUUGGAGUUUUGUUGUAACAACUAGCUAAUUUUUGUUUUUAUUCUGAAAAAUCCAUUAUAAAUCAUAUUUUUAAAUCACAUUAAAAGCCAUAUUUACACUCAUUGAUUGAGUAUCUGAAUUAAAUCUGUACGUUAUUUUCUCUUAUAUGAAAGUUAGGUGGUGUAUAGCCAGCUUUUGUGCUAAAUAUCAAGAAGCACCCAUUUUCAACACGAUUAGUAUUUGCAUUAUCUUUUAAUAUUAUUAAUUGUUCCUCAUUAAGCAAAUACAUGUUUGUUUUGCAACAUUAUUUUUCAGAACCACUUGUCAGUUUUUGUUAUUUAUAUAUGCAAUUUAUUUGAGGAAUCUUGUUUGUUAUGUCAAAUGAAAUAAAAGAAAGAAUUAUUUUGUUAGAGAAUAUAUUAUAAAGAAAUGUUACAUAUUUUUGUACACUUGUGAUUUUUUUUAAUUAUCUUUUUUUAUUAUUAUUAUUAUAUUCAUAAUUAAGUUUGCAUUGCAAACAAUAAAAAGUAGGAAACAGAACAUAGCCGCUGCGUGCUUAACAACAGAAGUGAACCACCCAGAAACAAAUCUAUUUAACAAGUGGAGUAAGAAGUAGUCGAUUCAUUGGCUUUUUCACAAAUUAAUGUUAUAAAAUUU